CCGGCUCAGCAGCAAGCGACCAGCACAAAGGCUACAGCAUCUAGCAAAGACACCAAGCUACAAGCAAACACCGCCAAGAAAACAAACUCAACCAUGACGACCAAGAAUACGUGGGCUGUUUCUGAGAAGGGGACGUUCGUACGCGACCCGAGCAAGUUUCGCAACUGGAUCGAGCCUAACGCCGACGCUGAGUUUCCCGCUGAGGCGAACCGAUACCAUUUGUACGUUUCCCUUGCGUGUCCGUGGGCUCACCGCACGUUGAUCACACUCUACGUCAAGGGCCUUCAAGGCGCCAUCGGACUCUCGAUCGUGCACCCGGUUUUCCAGCGUACUCGCCCCAACGACCCAGAGGACCAGCACAUGAGCUGGGCCUUUGCCGACCCCAAGAAGACCCCAUGGCUUGCCGGCCCGUCGGGGCAUGGCCAAUAUUCCUCAGAUGGCGCCAUUCCGGACACGAUCAACAACGCGCAGUAUGUCCGCGACCUGUACGAGAUGUGCUCUGAAGGCAACACGCGCUACACGGUGCCUGUUUUGUGGGACAAGGUCAAGAAGACCAUCGUCUCGAACGAGUCUGCCGACAUCAUCCGCAUGCUCAACUCGUCGUUCGACGGUAUCGUACCGUCCAAGGUGGACCUGUACCCAGCCAAAUACCGCGAGCAGAUCAACGAGGUCAACGAGUGGGUCUACAACAACAUUAACAACGGCGUCUACAAGUGCGGCUUCUCGUCCUCGCAAGGGGCGUACGACGAGGCCGUGAACAAGCUGUUCGAUAGCCUCGAUCGCGUGGAGGAGAUCCUAUCCAAGCAGCGAUUCCUUAUGGGCGACGUGUUCACUGAAGCGGAUGUACGUCUAUUCACGACGCUCAUCCGCUUCGACGAAGUUUACCACGUGCACUUCAAGACGAACAAGAAGAUGAUCAAGGAGUACCCGAAUCUGCUCAACUACACUCGGGAUAUCUUCCAGUUCCCGCCCGUGGUCAAGUCGAUCGACAGCAAAAUUCUCAUGCAGCACAUUAAGUUCCACUACUACGGCUCGCACACUCACCUCAACACCUUCGGCAUUGUCCCCACUGGGCCGAACACCGACUUAAGUGCGAAGCACGACCGUGAUCGCUUCCAAAGCGCUACACUCCCGGAGUUUUCUAUCAACAGCAACUAAUGAGAGGCAAGUCGGAGGUGAUCGGUGCAGGUGUAGCAUUGAAUUAUAAUCCGCGAACACGAACGAGUUUGCAUUAUCA
Molecule: messenger RNA, 1237 nt
Organism: Phytophthora infestans T30-4
Lineage: Eukaryota; Oomycota; Peronosporomycetes; Peronosporales; Peronosporaceae
Product: glutathione S-transferase omega-like protein
Exons: 2
Coding region: 94-1158 (354 amino acids)
Cellular component (GO): cytoplasm
Molecular function (GO): glutathione transferase activity
Source: RefSeq, a predicted model, not a curated record